GGAGGAAGAACACCUCAAGGGCGGAAGUAGCGUGAGGCGUGUGGGCGGAACUUAGUGCAGUAUGUCGGCUGCCUUGCUGCGGAGGGGCUUGGAGCUGCUCGAGGCGUCCGAGACUCCUCGGGCCGCGCCGAGCCAGGCCAAGGCGAGCGGCGCCCCAGUGAAGCGGGCCCGAAGAACGAAGGCAAAGGCCUCCCAGGCCCGGAAACUGCGGAAUUCGGCCAAGGGAAAGGUGCCCAAGUGUGCGCUGGCCGAAUACCAGAAGAAAGAGUGUCAGGACCACCUCCAAGCAAACCUGAAGUUUAUGACCAGCAUGAGAAGCACUGUGGCAGAGUCUGUGAGCGAACAGAUUCUGCUGCAAAACCAGGGCCGCAAGGCCUGUGAUCGGCCAGUGGUCAAGACUAAGAAGAAGAAGGCUGAGAGCACCGUGUUCACUGAAGAGGACUUCCAGAAGUUCCAGCGGGAAUACUUUGGCAGCUAGACUCCCUGGAGGAAUGGUGGGUGGAAAAGGCACCGACCUUCUUUGAUCCCCUGCCUCUGCUAUCCCUGUGGCUCCAAAAUGCUGUGCCAUAGGUGACCAGCAGGUGGUGAUGCAGAGCCAGCCUGGUUUAGGAAGCCCUGGAGCUAGAUUCCACUGGACAUUGGAAUGGAGCUGGUGUGCUACAAAGUCUGGGGCAGAUUUGCUCUCAGAUUGAAGCUGACUUCUGUAGAGUUGGGCAGAGCCACCUGUACCUUCCAGAAAGGAACAUUUCUGACCUGUUUGCUUUGGUAGGUGUGGGGCCCCUAGGCUGUUUACCAUGAAAUGGGGCCAGGUUCUUGACCCUCACAGGGCAUACCUCCAGGAACCAGAAGAAGGCAGCUGGGUUCAAGUAAAUGUGUGUUCAAACUGCA
Molecule: messenger RNA, 888 nt
Organism: Nannospalax galili (Upper Galilee mountains blind mole rat)
Lineage: Eukaryota; Metazoa; Chordata; Mammalia; Rodentia; Spalacidae
Gene: Rps19bp1
Product: ribosomal protein S19 binding protein 1
Exons: 4
Coding region: 62-478 (138 amino acids)
Cellular component (GO): nucleolus
Molecular function (GO): enzyme binding
Source: RefSeq, a predicted model, not a curated record